CGCACAUCAAUCGACACUGACCGAUCCGCUCCGCCUGGACUUCCACCCACCAUGUCCACCAAUGACGCCGUGUUCCAGCGCCGGAACAAGCAGAUCCAAGAUGCCAUUGACGGCCAGAAUCUCAAGCAGGCUCUUCAACUGAUUGAAAAGCGGAUCAAGAAGGGCGAAGACACGCGGUUUCUCAAGGCAUGGAAGGCGAACGUCCUAUUCAGUCACGCCGAUGAAGUGCACCGCACUCGUGGUGUCGCGGAGACCCUCGAACUAUGCAAGGCCGAGCCGGCCACCACGGACCUCGACACGCUGGAUAUCCUCCACGAGACGCUGCAGAAGAUGCCCGGCCAUGAGGCGACACUGCGGAGCAUCUGGGAGAAGGCCUCGAAGGCCAGCUCGAAGGACCUGGAUAUUCAGAUGCGGUGGUUCGAGAAUGCCUUCGAUGAUGACGACUGGAAGUCGGCGCAAAAGGCUUCCAUGGCGCUCCAGAGCAACUUCCCUAAGACAAGGAAGUACCAUCUUUGGGCUAUCUUCCUGAGUUACCUCAUUUCGGUCGAUGCGGCUAGCUCGGACGCGGACCGUAAACUUUUCGGAAUGCUGGCCUACCGGAUGGUGUCCAAGGCUGCGGAGAGUGUUCCUUCCGAUCCGAAAGAAUUGCUGAGCCCUCCUAGAGCUAUACAAACGGCUGAGGAGUUGCUGUUGCUGAUCAAGAUCUUCGAAUCCCAAGGGCGUAAUGCUGAGAUUGUGAAGAUUCUCGACAGCGAGAAUCUCGGUAUCAGCUCACGCGUCAUUCAGAAUGACUGGGCCUUUGUCGGAGAUAAGCUUUCUGCCCUGGAGAAGGCCGAGAUGUGGACCGAGGGCCUGGAAUACACGAAGGGCUUGCUUGCAAUUCCUACUAAUGAAGCUGAACAAAAAGCGCUUCAAGAGCGCGAUGAUUGGGCCGUUUGGCACCUGCUGAUCGUUGCAACCCAGAAGAUCAACACUCCUGACACUACGGCCGAGACACGGAAGUUCCUCGAUAACUUCAUUGCGUCGAUCCCGAAGUCUCGUAAUGCACGAUUGGCUCGACUUGACAUGACCCACUGGUCUUUCCAGUCGGGUGACCUGAAGGCCGAGGACUUGGUCUCUGCCUGCCAGGAUUAUUUCGACCAUGGCAAGCACAAGCUUUAUUGCUUUGGAGAUUUGCGAAGCUAUGCACCAGCGCUAGACAAGACUUCUCUUUUGAAGCUUGUGGAGUAUCUAUCCAAGGCCCAAGAGGAGACCGAUGGAAAGAACCCGUCUAACAACGUUGCAACGAUCAAUGCUCUCAAGUGCGAAUACUGCUUUCUGCUUUCGGCGGACGAAGCCAACGCUUCUAAGCAGAAGGUUGAGGACUAUGUUUCCCGCUGCUUGAAGGUCUAUCGUGAAGUUGAGCGCCCCGACAAGACCGAGGCUCCCUCGACAAUCGAGAGCCAGCCUAGCGAUGACUUGUGUCUACUCGCGGCCAUGAGCUUGAUUCGCUUUAGUGGCGCAUGGGCUUCUGGAAGCAGUGAAAAUGUCCAGGAUACUGCCCUGAUUCGCGCGGCAGCCAUCCUGGAACGUCUUUUAGUCGAUUCCCCUCACAACUACCAGGCAUUAUUACUACUUGUGCGGAUCUACCUUCGUCUUGGUGCCGCAUCUCUUGCUUUGAAAACAUUCAGCAAACUCUCAGUCAAGCAAAUACAGUACGAGACCGUGGCCCACAACCUUUUCACACGCCUUGCAACUAUCCACCCACACUCUGCCCCGCCAAUUGAAGGCGCAGAGUACAAAGACUUCAGCCCACAGACUGCGUUUGUUCAGGCUCUCAAUUUCUAUCGGACUGCGGAUGUCACAACUGGUAGGAACCGGUCUAAGGGGCUGGAUUAUGGAAGCUACGUAAACAUACAAGGAACCAUUGAUUUGCAGAAGCGUCUUAAGAAUAGUAUCUGCCGCAGAAUGUGGGCUCUGGAUGUGAGACGCAUGCAGAGACUGGCUGGGGGAGACCCCAUGGGUCGCUACGAAGAGAUGGCGAGAGACACGGCGCCGCUAGUGGACCAGCGUAUCUUCGAUGCAUUCAUGAACUGCGAAGCCCCUGGUCAGGCCACAUUCGAGGAGCGGAUGCGCCUGGGACCCCUGCCUCGUGAUCAAUGGAUCAAAUCGUCCAGAGUGACCGACCACCUCUUUGGUCUCCUGAAAUCUAUGGCGGCUCAAAAGCCCGUGUCUGCUGAACCUGAAUUGCCAAGUCUUGAGGAUAUUGUGGGACCCGAGGCGGAAGCUGAAAUGACCCCGGCGGAGAUCGAAAGUGCCAAGAUACAUCUGAGCAUCCUGACAUUGACUUUGUUCGUGAACGGGUCUAAAUCGGUUACCUCCGAGCAGGUGGAUAGCUGUCUCACCGUAGUAGAAGGAUGGCUGGACUCCAAGCUCAAGGAUGUGACUGUUAACGACGCUAGCGUUUCUCCCGUCAUGUCCAACACGGCACUCUUCUUGGGAGGUGAUGUCCCCACUGCUCCGACCUGGAGGUACCUUCACGACCUCUUCAUCGCCCUCGACUCUCUCAAGGCAGUGUCCCUUCUCUCCGCCAUUGCUGUGCGGAAGGGCACCAAGGGCAAGCUCCCGAAAGAGCGGAUCGAGAAGCUGGCCGACUCGAUGCGCCAGGUCCAUCAGAGUAUCCGGACCAACAUUCGCGCGCUCAAAUCCCACAUCUCUGCCCCCGGCGUGCUGGGCUCCCUGACCGACUUGGUCGUGGCCGGUUCUGUCAGCGAGGACGGUUCUCAGCUUCGUGCUGAGUUAGACAAGACGUUGGAGAUGUCUACCCUGGAAGUGUUCUGUGGUGAGUUGAUGGAGAGUUGGGAAGAAGGCCUUGACGGGCUGUUUGCCGUCACCCUGUAAAAAGCGAAUGCAGUACACCAUGAAGCCAUACAUGUGAAAUAUACCGUUACCAGAGAGAGACGUUGAUUGGCGUCUGAGCAUUAUAUACCUAGAAACGGCGAUCGAGCCCCCGUC
This is a messenger RNA of Aspergillus heteromorphus CBS 117.55, 2994 nucleotides long. Its product is annotated as MDM20/NAA25 family protein. Gene Ontology annotation, cellular component: NatB complex; cytoplasm. The record is from RefSeq and is a predicted model, not a curated record. The coding region runs from base 52 to 2880 and encodes 942 amino acids. The transcript is spliced from 8 exons. Gene Ontology annotation, biological process: N-terminal peptidyl-methionine acetylation. NCBI's taxonomy places the organism in Eukaryota, Fungi, Ascomycota, Eurotiomycetes, Eurotiales, Aspergillaceae. Gene Ontology annotation, molecular function: protein-N-terminal amino-acid acetyltransferase activity.